Alosa sapidissima (American shad) is the source of this 1569-nucleotide messenger RNA. Its product is annotated as acid ceramidase-like. The coding region runs from base 72 to 1253 and encodes 393 amino acids. The record is from RefSeq and is a predicted model, not a curated record. Lineage: Eukaryota; Metazoa; Chordata; Actinopteri; Clupeiformes; Clupeidae. Gene Ontology annotation, cellular component: lysosome. Gene Ontology annotation, molecular function: fatty acid amide hydrolase activity; N-acylsphingosine amidohydrolase activity. Gene Ontology annotation, biological process: fatty acid metabolic process. The transcript is spliced from 13 exons.
CAUUCCAAUGCUGUUUUAACAGAACAUAGCCUCCUCCCUGUUAGCGCCUAACAACUUUGAUUCUAGAAGGAAUGAAUUCAUCGAGACUUUGUUGCGCUAUUUGGACGCUUUUUACCGUUUUGCUAACAGGAUGUCUAUAUGGGCAAACAGAAGAAUGCAAGACUUCCAUGUACCCACCUAAAGGGCCGACGUUCAAAGGAUCUGUCCAAUGGUAUACAGUAAAUCUAGACGAGCCUCCUGUUACAAGAUGGGACGGAGUGAUCAAGGACAAGAAAAACGAACUUGUAGCAAUGAUUCAGGCCAUAAAGGUGCUGGCUAACAGUCUUGUUCCCAGUGGAAAACUCAUUGACUUGGUGGACAACGGGUUGCCACCGCUGUUGGGCUCAAUGCCCUACCCUUUUAAUGAGGAGAUUCAAGGGAUAUCAACUGCUUCGGGAGUUCCAUUAGGAGAAGUUAUACUCUUCAACAUCUUUUAUGAGGUUUUCACUGUAUGUACAUCAGUGGUAGCAGAGGACACGCAUGGAAAUCUAUAUCAUGGACGAAAUUUGGACUUUGGUUUGUUAAUGGGAUGGAAUCACAAAAACCAUUCCUGGGCAUUAACAGACAAGCUGAAACCUCUCGCUGUAAAUAUUGACUUCAAACGAAACAAUGUUACUGUUUUCAAGUCCACCAACUUUGCUGGAUAUGUUGGCAUUUUGACCGGUGUCAGACCUAAACUGUUCACCCUGACAAUGAAUGAACGUUUUAACUUUGAUGGGGGAUAUGUAGGGAUCUUGGAAUGGAUUUUGGGGAACCGAGACGGCAUGUGGAUGGGUUUCCUAACACGCUCCGUCCUAGAGAAUGCUACCAGUUACGAGGACGCCAAAAAACAGCUCACCCAUACCAAGUUACUGGCUCCUGCUUACUUCAUUCUUGGGGGGAACCAGACUGGACAAGGCUGCGUGAUCACCAGAACCAGAGUUAAUGCCCUGGAUGUUUGGGAGAUUGAGCUGAAGCUUGGAAGGUGGUACGUGCUGGAGACCAACUAUGAUCACUGGGAGAAGCCUUUCAUCUUGGAUGACCGCAGGACACCAGCUAUGAGGUGCAUGAAUAAGACGACACAGAAUAAUAUUUCAUUUAAAACAUUGUAUGAUGUUCUUUCAACCAAACCAGUCCUUAACAAGUUAACUACCUACACCACCCUGAUGGAGGUAUCCACAGGCAAACUGGAGACUUUCCUCAGAGAGUGCCCAGAUCCCUGCAGUCCAUGGUGAUCAGGGCUCAAAUACCCCAUUCACCUUGUCUGUCGGUACACGUGGCACUAUUGAAGGUUGUCUAACGCUAAACCUCCUCACCACACAAGCUUGUGUCCAGGUCCCCAGCCAUAUCCAUUACCUGUCACUACUAAGUGAUGGCCAAUGCAGUGUUUGUCUCAUGCAUUCUGUACUACCUCAAUAUGUCACAGUACACACUUGGCUUUUGACUACUUGUGUAUUAAUCUAAUCAUUUCCCUUGUAUGCCUUUGUCAAAUUUGUAAAUAUACUUUGAUCUGUCUAAUAGCUUUGGAAUAAAAAAUAUUUGUGACCUUGA